GAUACCUCUGCGCAGCUCAGCAAAUACAUCGAAGGACAGUAGGAGUGACGCUGUUGCUUUUCAAAGUGGUCCAGUUCCAAAUUCAAAAACUGCUGUUAUUGCAACAUCUACUACUUCAUCCUCCGGAUCCUCUGCUCCAGCUUCCAAAGCGGCGAAAAUUCGCCGCCAGUCGCCCCCACCUGGAGGUGGAAACGUCGGGUUUAUUUCAACCGUGCAACCAAGGACACUGAACUUAUCCGGACAACAGGUUGGGGGCUUCACUGCCGCGACGACCUCUCUGUCGUCUGCAAAACAAUCCGCUGCCGUAACGGUCGCGAGUUCUCCGAACUACAUGAUGCUACACCAAGGUGGUGGAGCAGGGGGUCCUGGUCCUCUUGUUCCUGCCACGACGAUGCACCACCAUCUUCAGACAAGCGCUGGAGGAGGUCUUCCUGGUCCAGGUCCUCAAACUGCGACCACAAGAACCCCCGCUGGGCCGAGGGUUUUGUCUGUGAAUCCACCGCUUGCGCGAAGUCGGGGCGGUGGCGGUGUGGAGCUGAAACAUGAAACUCACUUUCAAGCGACCAUACUAGCACCUGAUCGUGGUCGCGGUUCUUCCACUGGACGACCACAAGCUGUAUCCUCGAUCCCUCCAUCCGGUACGGCGACCUCCAAGGACGUCGGAAGUGGAGGGGUACUGACUGGCUUGUCCAACCGCCUGUCACCCCUAGCCAGUGGAGGUUCUGCAAUGGGUGGUCGUGGUGCGGCCGUUGUUACAUCUACCACUGCAAACGUCAUCGACGUCGCAUGUGACGAAGUUGUGGAAGUACAGGCGCAAGCUGAAGGGGAAGAUCAUGAUUGCGACUGCAGUAGUGGAAAACAAUCUGAGAAUCUUCAUCCGACUCCGGAAAUAGUGGCUGCACAACAAAAUGCUGACCAUGAAGGAAGCAAUGAAGCCCAGGGAGCGGCUAUUGAGCAGCGCGUCAAUGAUCCAUCUGCCAAUAGCACAACUCGGAAUGAUCGACGCAGAAGAACUUCCAGCUCCUACCAGAGCGAGAAUAGUGGUGCAACUGGAAGCGAAGAUGUGCAUCAUGCUGCUGAAACCCACCUUUUGACAGAAAAGCUGCAGCCACUGGUAAAUUUUCUGCACGCGAACCCGAAUUCCUUCACUCUGACCUCCCUCGACUCCGGCACCCUCGUCGAGAUCAAUGAGCAAGUCUAUGAAGUCGGCGAGCUGCUGGGCCAGGGAGCGUACGGGGCGGUGUUUGCAGCUGCAUCGUCGUGCUCUAAGACGACGAAGAAUUCCGCAUCUUCUGCUGCUUCCACAUCAUCUCCUUCUCCCGAAUUACGGAGGUUGCAACAGCAAACCCACUCGCAGCUAUUUCCGUAUGCGGUCAAAGAGAUUAAGGCGGGAAACGGUCUGGGGCUACCGGACAUGACAGUGAAAAAGUUGUUUUAUGAACUCCACUGUCUAGCGUCCGUUCCAAAGCACUUAGCGGGAAAGUCGGCGCCGGGGCUGGUCGGGGCAACAUGUUGGCGAUUGAGUACUACUUAUAUAUUACGAACAACUUUGUUUCAUCAUCUAAUUGUUGCACUAGGGUGAUUUUUCUUUCUCAAGAAGAAGUGCUAUCCAUGCAUGCGCGGUUCAAAGUUCUCCACGCUAGCGCUAAUAUAAUCAUACUCAACCCUUCAUUGCGACUUCUAUCUUGAUAUCACAAAAAUCUCAGCUCCGGACUCCGCUAUCAUUCGUUUCGUGAUGACCCGCGUAAAUGGCCAGCCCCUGGUGGAAUUUUUGCAAGAGGACAAAUGUGCUGCCCGUGAUUCGUCCGCUGUCUCGGCUUGUUCCACAGCAUCUCCUGCCCCAAGGCCGAGCAGCAACAGGAACAAAGAGUCGAAUUCGAAUAGAAUGCCCGACGUGUCUUCUGCAGUCUUUUUCGUAGCGACGCUUUUAUACCAAAUCGCAGAGGUACAGGAGAUUCUGGGCGAAGAGUGUAUCCACCGCGAUGUGAAUACAAGGAACAUUUUGGUGUCUGGUGUAGCAGGUUCUUGUGCAGGUAGUGGAACAGCAGCGUUAACACUGUCAAAUUUGUCUUGCGGCCCUGGGUUGAUGAAGAAUCUUGAAGCUGCGCAAAAAUCCCCGCUAUCUUCUUGUUCGAACACUGCAUUCUCAUCUUCGUCUCACACAACACGACGGAAUAGCCCGGAGCUCCUGCUGCAAAUGAGCGGCGCUCCUAGUCGUCGUGCAGGGGCUUUUCCCGCUGCUUCAGAAAUUGAUCUGACCAAUCUACCAGACGCUGACGUUGACCCUAGCUACACCAGCAGUCCAGACGGGUUGUUUUCCGAGGCAAGCCAGUUGUACCAAACCCCACAGUUGCGGUCGGAUCAGGAUGAAAAAGAGGAGAGCAACCUUACCCCAACCUCCGCUGUAGCUGCAACGCGGAGGAGGAGACGCAACUCAGGCUACGCUUCUUGUUCUAGCGCGAAAACGAGAACGAGUCGAGAAGAGCCCGGGAGUUCAGUGAGGACCGUCAAGCAGCCCCGAAGUUCGAGGAAACUCGGUGGGUAUACCCACGACGAGGAGCUAGAUCCAACGGACACGGCAGAUCAACUACAUGCUCGUGAGGACCAGCAACGAGUAGAGGAAGACAAAUUAUUGCAACAAAACUACCUCCAAUUUUCCAUUGUAGACUAUGGGUCCGCGACCAGUGCCAGAAAAUUCGCUGCAGACAGCGGCUGGGCGAAGUUACCCCCAACGGGGGAAGCGAAGCAAUGGUGCCCUUUUGCCUGGAAAUUGUUGUACGAAUGGAACGAUUUGCAGAAGAAGGGAGUGGAGAGUUGGCUGCGACAGAACAUCAACAACGUCAUGGCUGCCCAUCACGCACCUGCAAGCCACGGCAGGGUAGGAACGGUGCCACGAACUAGCAUGGUAAACGAUUUCUCGUCAGCUGCGGGGGGCUGCGGCAAACCCAAUGAUCUGGAAAGUAGCCGGCGUGGUUUGAACAUUUACAGGAAGCAGCUGGAUAUCUACGCCUAUGGCGUUCUCAAAUGUUACAUCCUCAACUGUUACAUGAUUUGCCAUGCAAAACCACAAUCAGAAUCGAUGCGAUCAAGCUGCUUAGCAUGACAAAUUUGCAAAGCGCUAAACAGCACCGAAAUCUGUGCGGAAUUUGUAAUGCUAGAGGCGCAACCUUCCCCCUUUGACUUUUGCUAUUCUUGCAUUGCAAAUUCGUGUAACAGUUGAGAAUGUAACAGUUGAGAAUCCCAUAACGCCCUCGCAGUGGUUGCAAUGGAGGUAUUUGAUCGGAUUGUGCCAGUCCGAGUGCUUUCGGACGAAGUGGCCGCGCCUUUAUCAAAUGUAAAAAUGUCUGGGUCUGAAAUAUUGCGAGAUUUGUCAUGCUUGUCUGGCAUGACAAAAAAGUUUGUGAUGCGUGUCCAAGAAGAGACCCUUUUUCCUGUCAUGCAAAAACGCAGUUUCUCAUGCGAAAAACGCAACACAAAGAAGCGCAGAUAUUUCUCAUGCUUGGCUGUGCAUUACAGAGCAUUCACCAUUCCCAACACAGCAUUACAAGUUUCCAGACCCAGACAUUUUUACAUUUGAUAGCCUUCUUCGCAGUACAACUACCCAAAAGUAGCUGCUGCACACAGUGGGACGAGGACCACGAAGGGCGGAUCUACGAAUAUUGGCCCUUCACCACAGCUGACUACUAGCACCAGCAAGUCAAGUUUUUUUCCAAGCGGAGCAGGAAAGGGGAAGGCAAGAACUGCUGGAGGUGGAGGAAACCGCAAUGCUAAUGCUUACUCGUGCGCCAGUCCGUUGAAUCCGUAUCCGGGGUCGUUGCUGCAAGGGGGUACUACCGCGUUUCAUCAGGGAAGAAAUGCCACAACUCACGCGCCACCACCGUCGACAAACAUGAUUUCUGCGUCUACUGCGAAUGCUGGUCAUUUACUCCAACAACUCCAGAGGACCAAUAGUCUCAACACGACACAAGCUACGACGACUGCCUCCAAUAAUCGUGGGAAAGAACAAAGAACUGGUCCCCUGGUCUGGGACCUGCAACUCACGACCGACCAUCUUCAUCAGAACUCGACGAUUGUACCCGAUAGUGAUGCUCCUGGUUUAGAGGUGGCCGCCGGUGAAGCUGCUGCGCCAGAAGAUCAACGCUCUAUGAAGAUCUUCCCUGACGACCACAAAUACAAGAACGCUUUAUCAUCGAACAACCGCCUCUCCACCAGCUCCUGCGCGACCCAGAACACGGUAUCAACCUCGGUUCCCAGCAGCAGCAAAAACCGCAGGGCCAGCACCUCCACCGCGGCGACGGCCUCGAAUGUCUCGCUACUUUCCGGGCUUACCGCCCCAACUGCUGCUGAGUCCUCGCAUUCAUCGUUUGCUGCAUCGGCCUCAAAAAAUCAAUACGGAAAUCGACGUUCCGGCGAAUUUGUUGUAGAGCCACAUGCUGACAAGAAUUAUCAGCAGCAAAAAGCCUUCCACAAUCUGCAAAAGUCCUGGUCCACUUACGAGCAAAUCGCGAAGCAGGGCACGGACAAGCUUUUCGCGUAUUCCAAAGCCUGCGUCGAAGAGCCCGGGAAGGUGUCUAUGCAUUGCAAAAGUAUCGUGUUAGUAGUAAAGUAAUAGUAAUUGCAUUACAAAUUAGCUCAGCAUGACAAACGGAACUUGUCAUGCGGCUUUAGCUUGAAAAAGAAAUUUGUCUUGCAUGGCUGCGAUUAGUACGAGCGCACUGCUUUUGCACAGGAUAGUGCUUCGGCAGUCGCAACUUUGGCAGGAGUUGAUGCAAUUUCGGAUGCCGGAGAGAUUGGAAAAGGGGUUGCAUGCAUUGGAAAGAGAUUUGGGGGGAGUGAUUGCGGUGUUUAAGAAGGAAACCAGCAGGCUGGAAAGUAGUGCAAGUUGUUCGUCUUCAUCUUCCUCUUCCGCCAAGGGUUCCUCCUCUUCUCACGCUCGCCAAACGCAAGAAAUAAGAACUGGCAACAACAAGCCCAACGCAGUAGUUCCGGGGCAACGGCAACCUGCUUUGUACCAGAAAACUAACGUCGUGCAGCCGCUCGGACAGUUUUUGCAGCAGAACCGAGUCGGUACAACUGCUGGUUGUGGACCUUCACCUUCUUCGUUGCUGUUUCAGCAAAACUCUGCUUCGCACUCUACUGCUGGUGAACAACAAGAGGGUGAUCGCCAGCAAGCUGGAACUGACCCUAACGAAACGGAAAGCUCGAGCCGAGAACAGAUAGUACCGGGCGGCGCUAGUGUUAGUGCUAGAAUCACAGAGGAGCUACAGAACAUCGCCGAUUUUUUCGCCUUGAUUCGCUCCAUGAUGGUCUCCGCAAACACGACCUGGAGUGACGUGAAGGUAAAGGCUGCUGAAAUCAUUCUUUUGGUUGAACAAUGUGAAGCACAAGAAACAACAAGUAUCUUCGCAGCUGCGGGUGAAGAUGAGGAACAGGAGCAGGAGUCGCAGUCAAUAAAAAACAGCGGCGACGAGGGCGUGGAUUUUGUCGAAGGUGAAGCGAGAGAGUAUGAUUGCAAAGCACAAUCACACCCACCUUCGGCUUCAGCCAGUCGAGAUCAGGGAAACCAAACUCCAACACGAACACCUUCAUCGGCUGCAAAUGAAGCUGUCCUCGCUUCCGCAGCUACAGCUCCGCAGGAGGGCACGACCUGCGUUUUUGCAGCGAAGAAGGAACUUCACUUCACACCCGAUACUACGAUCCAAGAACCGCAAAAACAGAACUUGCAAGUAGAAAUACUUGAUCCGACAGCACUCCAAGAAGGAAGCACCACGGCGAACGAGGAGAGCGACGCUGGCAAUGCAACUACGAUUCCAACCCGCCUUCCUGCGGUAAUGAAGCAGGUCGUCGGAGAGGCGCGUGGCUCAACAACUUCCACCCCACCAUCAACAGCCGUCUGCUACACCCUUGACGAGAUGGCUGCAGCUGCACGAGGGAAAACGCCAGCAGAUGGUGCAUCUGGAAUUCUCACUGCGGAAGUACAUGAGCAGCGCCAGCACUCCUCCUCCCAGCAGUCCUCACACGAGCCGCAUCAAGCAGUGGAAAGAAGUUUUAGUGGCAGCUCCAGUGCUCACGACCAAAUACUGAACACUUCCCACGGGUCGUCGCUGAGUUCUAGUUUAUCCCUGUCGGCAUCCUCCAAUCCUGCACGACGUGCGGUAACUAGACAGAAAGACGAAACCGAAUACGAAGAGCUUGAACGGCUGCGGCGGAAUGCGAGGAGGAGGACGAAUUUAACGGUGGAGAAAGGAGUCGGACAGGUGUCGGUUGAAGGAGAUGGGGCUACGCCGUCAGCAACAGGAAUGGCAGACGCUGGACGACAAGUUGUGGAAAGACAACCGACACCGAAGCUCCUGUCCGGCGUCACUGACGAAAGUGCUGUCGGCAGGAAAGCAACGGGAGGAGGCGCAAAUUGUAGUUCUACCGGAACAGCAGGCGUUGCUGGAGCCGGGAGCAAACAUGUGCGUGUAAACAAAACGGCUGAAGCGGGUUGUACCAGUUCAGGAGCAUCGGUCGUGGUUCAGCGGCAGUCCGGGAUCGCGGCGGGAGAUGGUACAACUCGCGGUGGGGGUGCAGCCGCAGCUACGGUUCGUUCCAAUAACAGCAAAACGCGCGGAGAGCAGCUGCACGGGGUAGUUGGAGGGAAUAAGACUACCGGGUCUGUUGUGGCCAAACCGAGAGAGGUGGCCACCAAUCCGGGAAAGGUUUGGAGGAUGAAGUGAGGCAAUGCGCUUAUGCGACAGUAGAUGAAAAGAUACAACGCAUGCGCAUCAUUGAACAAAAGCGCAAGCUUUUGACUUCUGCGCGAUGGACGGCAUGUACAUGAUAGUAAAACAAUGUGCAAAAUAAACGACGAAACUCGCGAUGGACGACAUGAGAGUAAAACCAUGUGCAAAAAAAACGACGAAGCUCAAUCAGAAAACAAACUAAGCAC
Messenger RNA from Amoebophrya sp. A120, 6931 nucleotides. The record is from the annotation of a GenBank genome assembly. Lineage: Eukaryota; Dinophyceae; Syndiniales; Amoebophryaceae.